UACCAAGUACUUGAGAACAUUGAACUGCGUAUGAAUGAAUUCUGUACGUUGUACUGACAGAUUGGCCAACUUCAGUCAACAAUGUUGCAUUGAUUAAUUAAUAGUGGACCGAACGGAUAUUUUCUUUAUCGAUGCCUCAUCGAAGUGAAUUACGCAGUUUUUUCUUAGUGAAUUAAUUUAAAAAAAGGAUAAUUUUGUUUUCAAAAUUUGAUGGCAUCGUUUGGUGUUUAACUGUGAUUGUAUGCGAUAUUUUGGUAAACGACUCAGUGAUUUGAUGUGUGUGUGUGUGAGUGUAUGUGUGUGAUUGGACGGAACGACUUCAAUUGUAAACGUCAAACCGUUUUGUCUACACACGCAUGACAUUUCGUCUGUAUUUUCGUAUAUGUAUACGGUAUAUGCACACACACUGCUGCUACUGCUGCUGCUGCUGCUGCUGCUGCUGUGUUCAUACGUAUUGUGUACUGCCUUUUAACAAUGCAAUACAAAUCAUUGAAAUGAUUUGUACAGCUUAAAAUUCAAUGGCCGCCAUUUGUAGAAUCGCCAUUAAAGGUGUUUAGUGUGUUUGUUUUAGAUAAUUUUUUUUUUGUAACACAAAUGAAAGAAGAAAAAAAAAAUCAUCGUUCAAUUGGCACAACACAUUGGUUACGGUUGCCAAAAUGAGUGAAUACGUGUAGAAAAUUAUUUAAGCCAACAAAAAAAAGGAGCACAGCCAAUUUCAUUUCAGCUCACCAAACAAAACAAAAAUAAAAAUAAAAAAAAUAUAAAAUAAAAAUAAAAAUAAAACGACAAAAAAAGGAGAUAAUAUCCCCCCACAAUUAUGUAUCAUUAUAAAUAAUUCCAGUCCUGCUAGUGUACAAUAAUUUCGAGCGACACAAAUAAAAAAAAAUCAAGGGAAAAAUACUUGACAUAUAUACACGGUGUCUCUCUCUCCAUAUAUGUGCAUAUACAAAGUGAAUGAGAGAGCCAAACAACCGAGGAAAAAGAAAACACACAGCGUGCAAACUGUGGGAAUUGACAUCAAUUCAUCGGAAUUAAACAGGAUUUUUCCAAUUUUAACAUCCGAUCGAAGAUGAAUAAUCCUCCAGUGAUAUCAAACAGUGGCAGCUUGGAAGAUUGUCAUACGAACUUCUUUGCAUUGACUGACUUAUGCGGCAUUCGGUGGCGGAAAUUUGUGUUCGUCGACCCCAUAAAUGAACCGCUCAAAGAUCCCAUUCUGCGUUCGUAUGCACGAUGCUUACGCGAAGAUAUUUUAUGCGUUUGGCGACGCAUCUCAUCCAAAAAAGUCGACACAUUCAAUCCAAAUAAUUUAUAUGAUGCACGCGCACAAAAUUCCGUGACAUUUCCACCGUUGUCACUGAAAACAUCCAAAGAGCUGUGGAUAUUUUGGUACAAGGAGGAGCCCGACCUCAAUGAAUUGCUUGUACCUGAGCUAAUGAAACCAACUGUUGAGAUAGCCGAAGGCUCCUAUGAAAGUGGAAUUAGUUACGAGACUCGAUCUCUAUUAUUCAAAGCGCUACACAAUUUAAUCGAACGAUGUCUGUUGUCGAGGGGUGUGAUGCGUUUAGGCAAAUGGUUUGUGCAGCCAUGCACGAGGCAAAAUUGUUCCAUCGAAAAUGGCUAUCAUCAUAUGUCAUUUUCGUUUGGAUUCUUUGUGCAUGGCGAGAGUACGGUUUGUACAUCGAUUGAUUUACGUAAUCAUCCGAAUGUUCGGCGUCUGACAUUGGACCAUGUCAAAGAGGCGGCAUUGAAUAGUGAUUUCAAUCAGCAUCCGGUGAUAUUGGCGCCAUACGGUUUGGCCGGCACACUCACCGGCAAAUACUACAAACCAUCGGAUCCAAUUACAAAGAAAACCUUAAAAGAAUGGUCAAUUUUUUAUCCAUUGCUCCGCAAGACUGAAUACCAUUAUCCACCCGUAGUUGAAGUAAUCGCCGGCGGUGUUAAAAUGUGUUAUCCAGCCAAAUAUGUGCUGGUGACGGACAUCGACGAUGAAGACUUUUCGCAUAGUUCGAUACCGAAAAUGUGCCAACAGGAUGACAUGAACGAAAUCGAAAAUGAGAGUCAAAUUCAAACGCCAUUCGGUGUUGAGAACAUAAUCGGUGAACGCGUUUGGCAGGAAUGCGUAAUUAGUUCACAAAUUCUAACAACACAUCAGCAGGAAAGUGAAAAUAGCACGGAUAACACCACCAACGAAAAAGAAGCGUACUUUGAACAUCCGACAAGUAAAGCCGUUUGUAAUUGCACGAUACGAAAAAACCCCGACAAACCAACGAAUUGUGGCCUGAGCCAAAGCAAUCAGCUAAUGGCCGAUAUAUCAUCGGCUAUUACAUCCAUGGGCACACCAUCCAGCCCGGAAUUAUCACCGUAUUUUCCGUAUCCACCAUCGGUUUCGCCACCCGAAUACGAAUCGCAAGCACUUCCGAUACCAUCACCAAAUCAACUGUCGUCACAGUAUGAGCUGCAAAACUUUUUAAAUUCGUCCAGUGACUACGAUGAUACACAUUCACCGUUUGUGUUAACCGAUCAGCCACAGAAUAACACAUUGACGCCAAAUCCAUCGCCCGAUAGUAUAAUCGAUAAAGUAAAUCCCGGCGAACAAAUAUCACCGGGUGAUUGUGUCAAGGAGAGUGGUAAAUCGAUAAGCGACGAUGAAAUUAAAGAAAAGCUCCUCCAAAUGAAGACUGAUCCCGACAAAAGUUUAGGCUUACCAACAUCCGAUACAGCGGCAAUUGACAAUGCAAACAUCACAAAUGCGUUAGACAUUAGCAUCAAAACGGAGCAUCUAUCGGCCGAUAUGGAUUUGCUGGAGGGUAAUCCAUUGAAUGAUAGCAAUUUUUUGAAUAGCGCAUUGGAGAAUAUAUUUGGUGAAGGUGAGAGUGAACUGAACGAGAACGAAACAAAAAUGUCAUUUGAAUCGAAUGAUCACCAUAAAAAAUCGGAACAUGAUCGUAAAGAGGAGAAAAAUCUCAACGAAAGCAGCGACAGUGAUAGUGAUGACACCGAUGAUGAUUCCGAUGAUUCGGAUGAUUCAGACGAUGACGAAAGCACUGAAAAUUCGGAAAACGAAGAAGAAGAGGAUGAUGCGUCGGACGUUGAGCAAAAGAAGCAUUCGCCAAAUAAAAAUACCGAUGGAAAGAGUAAAAAGUCGAAUUUGAACGAGGAUGAUAAUAAUGGCAACGGAUCAAAAUGCACCGUUCCGAAUUUGGAAAAGAUUCUGUCGGCUGAUGCAGAGAUUCUGACUGGUCCAACCAAGUUAGGUGGUGAGAAUAAGAAAGGCGGUGAUGGUACACAUCAGAGCCCAAAAACUAGUGAUAAAUUAGGCGGAUGCAUCGGUGAAGGUAUCGAUGGUGGACGAUCAUCGUUUGGCAUGCAACGCACUGACGACCCCAAUCGAACUGAUAAUAUGCCAAAUGAUAGUAGUAUGUUGGGCUCCGAUUUAGCCAAUGACAACCAUAGCAAUAUUAGUGAUUCGGAUGUUGGCGAUUUUGCCGAUGACGUGGACGAUUCAUCGAAUGAUAGCGCAAAAAGCAGUAAUUCCCAUGAUUUUGUAGCACGUUUAACAAAUAAAUCAAAUGAUGUUCCUAGAAAAUCGGAUGCGGCCAAUAUUGAUGGCAACACCAAAUCCGAUAUGAAAAAUAGCAACAACGACCAAUUGCCGUAUUCAAUGACAAACUUUUUAGACGAUCUAAACACUAGUGAUACAAGCGAUUCGAAUAGUAGUGAAAAAGAUUUGAAAUGUUCAAAUACAUUUAGCCUAAUGCGUGGGGAAUGUGGUGGUAGUGGUGGUGGUUCAAAGGGUUUGGAUGGAUCAAGUGCGGCUGGCCAACGUGAUGGCCACGAUGGUCAAUUGAAAACGUCACCGAGCGGUUCAGACACAAAGCUCAAGAGUGUUUCGUCGUGCAUUGGCCUGAGCCUGGACAGUGCGAUCGGUUCGAAGAGUGUUGAAGAUGAUAAUGCAAUGUCAGAUUUGCACACGGAUAAUAUUUCCGAUGAUGAGUAUGACAUCAAACCGGAUAGUAUUACCGCUCGCAAAGCCGAAAACAUUUCAAUACGGAAUAAUGAAAACUUUGAUAGCAUUGCCAAUUACAUAAGUCCAGCACCAAUUAGCCUAAACACACUCAUCUCAGCCGAUUACUCGAAUCUGAGCGACAACAAUGACACGAACAGCAACGAUAAUCGCGACAGCACUGACAAUAAACGAAACGAAAGUUCGCCAAGCAUUGGCAAACCCGAACCACUGGACAAUUCACGAAUCACCGACAAAGAUAUUAUGGAGCCGGGUGAAUUGCUUGGCAAAACACUACUCGAAUCACAAGAUUCGAAUUUGACCUGUGAAUCGGUGAUCGGUGACAAAACAGGCAAAAGUCCAUUUUCUACGGAUAACCACAACAAAGACAAAUCGGAUGGCUCUGGCAAUGUAGAUGGCGGUGGCACUGAUGCCGGCAAGAAAAGUGAUAGCUUUGGCGCCGACGAAUCGGCAAACACAAAGAUCGAAUUUGGUUCCUUGAAUGUAAUCAGUAAAAAUGAUGGUGGUGAUGGGUCGGAUGGUACGAAAAACAAUGGUGGCAACCAGGAAAAGGGUGAAACAGCGCAAAAGACCGACGACGAAAUGGUAUUUUCACUGAAUUUUUUAGACGAUCACAGCAUGCAGGAUUCAAAUCAAAGUGGCAUUUUAGAUAUUUUAAUUAGCGAUCCAACCAAAGGUAAAGAUGACACCGUUUUGGGUCAGAUGUUGCCGACAACAUCGACCAGUAUAUCUGGUAUAGAUUUGGAUUCAGAAAGUUUGUCGCAAAUAAUGGAUUCAAUCAAAUCGCCGAGUCCGUCGGGAAGUGAGCUAAAGCGUGGCAAUAGUCCGGCCAGCAGUGCGAAUACGGAAAACACACGGAAUGAUGAUCGUUUCAACAAAACCGGUACACCAUACAUCAGUCCGGUAAGGGAGCAUUUGAGUGUAGCGCAUUGCAUUGACGGUAGCACAGCGUCAGCAAGUGAAAAGCAUUCGUUAGGCUUGGAAGAUUCCAAAUCCAUUGAUACUGGCGUCGCAUUCAAAGACAGUUUGAGUACGAUUGAUUUGAUAAAGAGUCGACCGUCUGACUUGACGCGUGAGAUUGAAAUCAAAAUCGAAAAUCCCACCGAAUUCUUGCCGGAACAGAUUACACAAAGCUCCGGUCACGAUGACAUUGACGUGAUACCGGCCACACUGGGUGUUGAAAAGAAAUACAGUACAUCAAAAACGGGCAGUGACAGCGCAAAGAAAUCCAAGAGUUCAGACGGUGGUGAUGCGAGUGCAAAUAAAUCGGCAUCCAGUAGUAGCAGCCGAUCGUCGAAAAGCAACAAAAAAUCGAAGCACGCAAAAGUUGAAUCGUCGAAAAAGUCCAGCAAAUCAAGUAGCAAAACCGAUAAAAGUAAAUCAAACGAUACGGACAAUAUGAAGAAUAAUGAAAAUGCGAGUGUAUCAACCAAUCCAUCUUCAUCUAGCAAAAAGGCAAGAGAUUGUUCAAACCGAAAACGGAUAUUGAAACCAACGAAACGUCCACAUCGAACAUUUUACAGCAACAGCAUGCAGUUGGUUAAACGAAAAAUGCUGAAUUUGGAAACGCUUGCGUCGCUGAUGAAACGGCCCAGCUUGAGUGUUCGCAACCAUGACAUAAUCGCCGAAUGCGGUGAAUCGCCACAAUCAUUGUACGAUUUUUCAACGUGGGAAGCUUGGAUGAACCAUCCGGUCAAACGGUUUAAGCCAGGCGAACGGUUCACAUCCCGAGCCAUUUUCAAGGAACUACAAGAAUUGUACUCGAAACAAAAUGUACGAUUGGCCGACUUUAAAAACAAUCCACCAAACAGUGUUGAAAGUAAAUCGGUUUCAGACGGUCUUCAUACAUCUGACGAAGAUGUCGAUCAAGAUUAUUACAAUGACAGUGGAUCGAAUUCGAAUUUAUCUGACUACGAUUUGAACAGUCCGGAUAUUUUGUGCAGUCCAACAAAUUUCUCCGAUAUUUAUUUUGGAGGUGCUCGAAAUCCGUCACUAUUAUCGGAUCUCGGUGGCGCUGUCGAUCCAGAGUGUUCGGACAAUUCAAAUGAAGGAUCGAUGCAGGAUUGGACAUACAAUUUGUCAUCGUCUGCCUCAUCAACGUCGCGACUAUUUAUUUCGUCCAAAUAUGCACCGCUAACGAAUAUAACACCAACUCAAGCUUAUUUACAACACAAUUUCAUCUAUCGGCCAUCGUGGGAGAAUUCAAACAAUUCCAAAUCGAUCAAUAAAAAGAGCAAAUGCGGUGGCAAUUCAAAUGGGAAGGGUGGCUUGAGUUUCAGUAAGAGCAAGAGCAAAAGUAAACAUCGGAAUGCGGCAUCGGGGCCAACGGCGAACAAAACCGAUGGCAAUAAAUUAAAGCGACCGAUAACUGGACCCGAUUAUGCGAUUAAAAGGGAGGGCGAUUCAAAGAGUGGUCCGGGUACGUUGGGCAAAUAUGAAAUUCGGAAUAUGCAUAUCAAAGAAGAGCCAAUCAGUGACACCGAAAUCCGGAAUGAAAGCGAAAGUGACACUGAUAGUGAUAGUGAUAAGAAGAAAUCGGGCAAAAAAGCACAUGACAAAUCGAAGAAAGGCGACAAAGGGCAAAAAUCACGAAAAUCCGACAAGAGCGGCCAGGGUGAGGAGUGUUCAUUGUAUGACAACAAUGGAAAUAGUGACGAUAACAGCAAUGAUUCCGGCCGAUUCAAUACGGUGAAAUCCGAAUCGUAUCAGAAGAAUAAUGUGAAGUCGGAAACGACCGGUGGCGUCGGUGGUGAUAAUGUGAUGCAGCGAGAAGAUGGUAAUGGUCAAACAGCGAAUAACACCAAUUUGGAUAAGAGUAGCAGUAGCGUAGAGGAAUUUGACAAUGAAAAACCAACGAAAGUUGUUAAGGUUAACAUCAAUUUGGACUACGAUAGCGAAGUGUACAUUGAAGAGGUGAAUAUUCGCAAAUUCCAUAAAUACCAGCGAAACAUUGAGAUGACAAAUAGCUUGCAAGUGGCUCCAUUCGAUUCAGCCACGGAGUCAUUUCCAUUUGAUAGCUGUGCAACGUCGAUGCUCGAAGGUGGACAACAAAUGGCAUACAGUUCAAGCGAUUCAGAUUCCGAUGACUCCGAUCUAGAAGAUUCAGAUAAUUCAUCGUGCGAUGAAUGUGCCAAUGGGCCAUGCAGUGCAUCAAUUUUACCACCCCUACAAAAUGGUUGCACUGCUUCCAGUCCAGCCAUGUCGAUGUCAUCUUAUUAUAAUAAAAAUGAGAGCUACCUUGAAAAUAUAGCACAGCCGGUGCAACGUUUGCCCGAGACGAAUGCAUUAGUUUUGAAUUUGUUGUUGUACGAUACAUCGUUGAACGUGUUCCGCGAUCACAAUUUCAAUAGUUGUUCGUUGUGCGUGUGUCACACGGCCGGUGAUGGAACGUUUGGUAAUAUCCGUGGUUUGGAUUCGGGACGUUAUUUGCCAUCGAAUGGUCAUAGUUAUUCCGAAUAUGUGCCAGAUAUGGCGCUAACUUUGAAUCCGAUUGGCCAGUUCGAGACGGAGAAUGAUCGUAAUAUGCGUGUUAAAAAUGCUCACCUGAUGGGCUACCUAGACACCGAUCCAAUUCAUUGUACAUGUGGCUACAGUGCAAUAGUAAAUCGUAGACUAUCGCAUAAGGCGGGUCUAUUUUUCGAUGAUGAAAACGAAAUAACUGGCAUUGCCGAAGAUCCGCAAGAGCAAAAGGCACGCGAAAAGCGAACGUUGCUAAUGAAAAGUGCGGCCAGUAGCGAUGAUUUUCUAUUUGGCAUGGAGAAAAUUUGCGGUUCAAUCUCACAGGUGAUUAUGGAUUACAUUCAGGAGCAAUGUACAUGCGUACAAAAUUCCACAAAUUCCGUGCAACGAUCGAUCCGUUUUGUGAACAAUGCGAGCUACUACAGUUUCGAAGAUGCAUUCAUAAAUGUGGUUGAAUACUGUGAUGCACAGGAUAUUAUCCGAUUGGCGUUGGACAACAGCAAACUGGAAAGUCAAGCGAAAUCACGUAAAAAUAAUGUCAUCAUGAAAUCGAAUGACUCCUAUACGAAUGUGCACAAGUGGCCGUACAUCAAAGCAAGUGCGCCGACAAAUAACAAAGAUGUGCUAAAAUUCAUGCAAAUGUUGAUGCCAGUGCUACAGGGUACGUUCAAUAAGAAAUAUCUGGGACGAAUGUGUGAAGCUCCGUAUGUUAUACAGGGCCCGUUGACAUGGCGUCAAUUCCAUCGUUUGGCAUCCACACAAUCCGGCCAAUGUGAACCACAACCAAUCCCAUCGAUUAUCGUUGGACACGAAAAAGAAUGGUUAUCCGUGUCACCGUUUGCCAUUCAAUAUUGGGAUCAAUUGAUGUUAGAACCGUACUCAUACACACGAGACAUUGCCUACAUUGUUGUCACACCGGACAAUGAUUACAUUGUCGAUGAGGCGAAGCAAUUUUUCAAAGAGUUAAGCACCAUGUAUGAAAUGUGUAAAUUGGGCAGACAUUGUCCAAUAAAAGGCUGUGAUGGCAUUCUGCGGUCAAGCAAAAGCCAAACCGAAAUCGUUAAUGACGAAUUCGAAGAUUUGUAUGCACUGUUCGAGGAUAAUAAAACGAUUGAAAUGAUCAAAUCGUAUGUACAAACGUGUCAACAGCAUCUGGUGCCGUAUCUCACGAACAUUUCAUCGGACAAGAGUAUUUUGGAUCCCGAACCCGAAGGUUUCAAUAUCAAAGACGUUUACAAAGAUAAAUCGAUGUCGAGCCCAAUGUUUCAGCCGGACACACCCGAAUUUUCGUACAGUGGCGGCGAGAAUAAAGAGCAAAAUUCAUCAUUUGAAAAUGAAUGUGAUUCAAAUGCAUCAUACAAUAAUGCACAAACGCCACAGCCCGCUGCCGCCACACCAAGCGAACCAAUCGUAUUGUCAAAUCAAAAUGAUGCCAGCGAUGAAAUUCCACCGUGCAUUAUAAUUUAUGUGCUGAAUCCACUGUCGUUUGGUCAUGAAUCCGAGGAUUUGCAACGCAUUUCGUGCAUUGCACUCCUGCGAAGCUAUUCGAAAAUUCUGAACGCCGUUCCCGAUUCCAUUCGUAACAACAUUAAACUGCAGAUUCUUUCGAUGGAAAGCAUCUUGGAAAUGGGCCAAAACUGUGAUUUACUACGAGCUGCCGAUCAAAUGCGUUGCUUGGCAAUGAGCAUUUUCUCGCAGUGUCGCCGUAAUUUAACGCAUGACGUAACUGCCAAAGUUCUUACCGGCUUUGGCACUGCAGCCAAUCUACAAAUGGUCAUCAAAAAUAAGGAUCAAAACAAUCGUACACCGUACAAAUUGUAUGCACCACCGUACAUUCUGUCGGGCCGUGAAGAAACCAUUGAAAGCAGCGAAGUGUUUGGUGCGAGCACCGUUGAUACACCAUCAUCGGUAUUGUACUGCAAUUACUGUCUGUCCGAGGAUCAGAAAUGGUUGUUGGCCGUUGCAACCGAUGAACGUGGUGAAUUGCUUGAGACAAUUACCAUCAACAUUGAAGUCGUGAAUUCCGAUCAAAAUCCAAACAAUCGAGCCGAUUCGAUUCGUCGUCAAAGUUUGCAAAAACUCAUGGAUUUCAUCAUUGGCAUUAUUUCGCAAACAUCACAGCAAUGGCGCAUUGUUAUCGGUCGCGUUGGACGAAUGGGCCAUGGCGAACUGAAAGCAUGGAGUUGGCUGCUGUGCAAAUCGAGCCUGGUGAAAAUUUCCAAACAACUGAAAGAUGUGUGCGAUCAAUGUUCGAUGAUGUAUUUGCACAGUUGCCCAAGCAUCGUGAGUGCAUGCUUGCUUACACUUGAACCAGACACCUGUUUCCGCAUUCUAUCCGAUCAGAUCACACCCGACGAACGCUUUAGCCAAAUUGCUAUGCAAUCCACACUUUCAACACCCAGCGAUCUAUCAUGCACGCACAUUCUGGUGCUGCCAAUCAACGCUGCCGCACAGGCGGUUCAAACCUAUCCAGAGCAUCACAUAACCGAUUUCAAUGAAGAAGAGCUAUUCGUUAGUUUCGGAAACAGUUCACAGGGCAUGGGUAGCAUAAAUGCAUUGGGUGGCAUAAAUAAUAUGACUUCGAUCAAUAAUAUGGGGUCAUUGAAUGGCAUGAAUUCCAUGAAUAACAUCAAUGGAAUCGGCGGAUUGAACAAUAUCAACGGCAUGAACAUGAACACCGCUAUGAAUAUGAAUAUGAACAAUGCCGGAAUGAAUGCUUUGAAUGUAUUGAACAAUAUGAAUAACAUGAACAAUUUGGCUGGUGUUAACAACAUCAACGGAUUGAGCGGCUUAAAUGGAAUCGACAGUAUGAACGGAAUCGAUAAUUUGAAUGGUAUCGAUAGCAUGGACGGAAUCGAAGGCAUCGACUUGAAUAUGGAUGGAAUGGAUGAUGUUAAUAUGAACAACAUCGAAGAUUUUCUGAGCAACGAUUGGGAAAACCAUUUCACCGAUGAGAUUCAACUGUCAACGGACAAUCCACAAGAUGAUCCAACACUUGAUGUAAAAUUGGAAAAUGUGAAUCCAAACGAUGAGCAUCAGCUGUUGCAUCAAAAAGUGGAAAUGGCCCAAGUAAAACAAGAUCAUGAUCAAAAGCCCAAUUCCAAUUUAAUGCUGUCGGUGAAUAUGGGCGGCCUCGGCCACCAAGUUAAACUCGAAUCAGACUGUGAUACUGGCAAUAUGCAAAUGCAAUUGCAUAAUACAUCCGAUGAAUUUGGCCAAAUGAUGCCACAACCGUUGGCAAUUGGAUUUAUGGUUUCAACGGCUCCAAUUAAUCGAAUGCCACCGUGGUUUUGGGUGAAUUGCCCGCAAUUGGAAAAUGUAAAUCCGGUAUUUUUGAAGAGUUCGCUGCACAUUCACAGCCCGUUGAUCCAUCAAAAUUCGAAUGAGUACAUCAAUCAACGAUUCUCACACGCGGGCAUUCAUCCGCUUGACUCACCUUAUACAGCCGACACAAUGCGAUACAUUCUGGAGAGCUACAAUUUCCUAUCAUGGCUCGCCAUCGAUCCCAAUACAAAUGAUCGAAUCUCAUGCUUACCAGCUCAUAUUCAAGUGCUCAUGCAACUCUAUAACAUGAUUGCAGCAUUCACCUAAAUCAAACUUACACACAAAAACACACAUUUGUGCAUACAAAAGAAUCAAACAAAAAAACAACCAACAAAAGAAGAACAACUUCAAUGCAUACAGCUUGAAGACAUGAACAAGAAGAAUGGGAAGAGAUUGAAGAAGAUGAAAAAGAUGAAGAAGAGAAAAAAAAAUUGCUACAAAACUUAAACCAAAA
Sitodiplosis mosellana (orange wheat blossom midge) is the source of this 11261-nucleotide messenger RNA. RefSeq lists its product as uncharacterized. Gene Ontology annotation, molecular function: transcription coregulator activity. Lineage: Eukaryota; Metazoa; Arthropoda; Insecta; Diptera; Cecidomyiidae. Gene Ontology annotation, biological process: regulation of transcription by RNA polymerase II. The transcript has 15 exons. The record is from RefSeq and is a predicted model, not a curated record. Gene Ontology annotation, cellular component: mediator complex. Bases 1070 to 11074 code for a protein of 3334 amino acids.